This is a messenger RNA of Spizellomyces punctatus DAOM BR117, 1384 nucleotides long. RefSeq lists its product as uncharacterized. The record is from RefSeq and is a predicted model, not a curated record. NCBI's taxonomy places the organism in Eukaryota, Fungi, Chytridiomycota, Chytridiomycetes, Spizellomycetales, Spizellomycetaceae. The transcript has 2 exons. Gene Ontology annotation, molecular function: ubiquitin protein ligase activity. The coding region runs from base 9 to 1004 and encodes 331 amino acids. Gene Ontology annotation, biological process: negative regulation of gene expression via chromosomal CpG island methylation; protein ubiquitination.
CUCCAACCAUGCUAGGCUUUGCCGACAACACAACAGAAUACGAGCGAAAGCGACAGGAGAGGAUUGCUGCCAACCAGGCACUUCUUCAAAGCUUAGGGAUUGAAAGACCGCCCGCUGCACAACCGUUCAGCAAGGCCAAACGCAAAGCCAAUAGUGAAGACGCUAGCACACCUGUGGUAAAGAAGAAGAAAGUAAAGGUCGUCAAGGAGGAGGCUGUAAUUGAGGAUGAUAGCGAUCAAACCCUAGUCAGACGGUCUCGGCGGUUGCGGGAUAAACCUACGCCCAGUUUGAAAGACGAGAACAUGUACGAAGAAGUGAAGGAGGAGGACGAUGGCUUGGUUUCGGUGCCAGUGAAAGAGAAACUCCGGACCAGAUUGAGUAGAACGAGUAGCAAGAAAGUCCCUCGUGAAAACACAUUUGGACACAUCCCAGGCGUCCCAGUAGGAAGGAGAUGGGCAAUGCGAAUGGAUUGUAGCCACGAUGGAGUGCAUCGACCUCCUGUUUCAGGCAUCCACGGAGGCCCAGACGGAUGUUAUUCCGUGGCACUUAGUGGAGGAUACGAAGACGACGUUGAUUUUGGUGAAGCCUUUACAUACACUGGUGAGGGCGGUCGCGAUCUGUCGGGAACUAAAACAAACCCAAAGAACCUGCGCACAGCUCCACAGUCGAAGGACCAGGUUCUCGACAGAGGGAAUCUUGCGCUAUGGAAGAGUGCGCAAAACGGCCUGCCAGUUCGGGUUGUGCGGGGAUACAAAUUGCCUAGCCCUUACGCUCCGGAAGAAGGGUACAGAUACGACGGGCUAUACAAGGUGGAAAAGGCAUGGAGCGAAACGGGACUAGCGGGAUUUCUGGUCUACAAGUUUGCAUUGAAACGGUUGCCGGGCCAGCCCCCUUUACCACGCAAUGACGAACAAGACGCAAGUUUUUGUUCAGAGGACGAGACCAAAAACGUUAAACAGGUGCCUGAUUCUGAUCAGGAUGUUAAAUCACAAGAGAACGAAUAGGUGGCGAUGGGAACCCGAUGCGUUGGAUGUACUUUGACAGAUCGCUAUCGAGUCAGAUUAAAAUCUAUGCUCAGCACAGUAUCCUAGACAAUCUCCACCGAGGUCACGAUGGUCACAGGCUCAAGAAAGUCAAUCAAAUUGUUGUGCCAAACGGAUAGGCGUGGUCUUGAAUAACCGUGUAGAUGGUCUGUCGCGAAGGUGACAAAGGAAAAUAGUUUAAACGUCCUGCCAUAUUUCAGGGGACUUGUAUAUUAUGACUAGUAUAUAUGUUGACAAAAGUGAAUUUUCUUGAAUACCAUCUUGAUUGAUGUUGGUUGUCGCUGUCCAUUUAACCUGUCAUCGGCAGCUGUUAAAUGUUGGCAGGGACCCAGGAAGGAGAA